This is a messenger RNA of Chenopodium quinoa (quinoa), 1399 nucleotides long. RefSeq lists its product as uncharacterized. Bases 118 to 1296 code for a protein of 392 amino acids. The transcript is spliced from 2 exons. The record is from RefSeq and is a predicted model, not a curated record. NCBI's taxonomy places the organism in Eukaryota, Viridiplantae, Streptophyta, Magnoliopsida, Caryophyllales, Amaranthaceae.
UGGAUUGAUUCUUCCACGGCUGCUCUGGAUACACUGUUCGAGAGAAUAAACAAGGCUAUUGAUACUCAGAGGAACGGCAUCAAGAACUAUCUCGAGGACUCCAGACGACGACAUGGCAUGUUGUAUGGCCAUUUCAUAUUUAAGAUUCUCCACGGUCGUGUGUCACACCACUGUUUGGGGUUGAUUCUGAGCGAGUAUACCAGGAUGAGGGAGUUGGGCGAUGAAGUGGCUAUUCGGUGCGGAUGUGCUAUAUCAAUGACUCAUGGAUUACCUUGUGCAUGCACCAUUCACCGCGUAAUUACGCAAGACAGGGCGUCGUUACAUGUCGAUCAGGUUCAUCCAUUCUGGCGGACGCUCGUUAUCGGAGAGCAUGCUGUUCCGCAUACGGUUCACCGUGAACAGGAGGAGUUGGAGCAGUUUCAGAUGAUGUUUGACCAAGUGUCCUCCAGUCACCCUUCGAUCAUUCGUAGUGCUACACACAUACUUCAUGACAUGUUCAAUACAUCGUGUUUGGAUACCGAGGAACCGGAAGGGGUCGAGCGACCUAGGGGUCGACAACCACGGCGGAACAAGAGUGCGUUUGAGUACAUUCGCGGUCGUGGCCGUGGCCGUGGCCGUGGUCGUACAUCCUCAUCAAGUGGCAGCCAAUCAUCGUCGUCGGUGAAUAUGCCCGGCACCGGGAGAAUGGACAUUGAACAUUUUCCAUAUAAGGACAGGAUCCCUAAUAUCAUGAUGCCAUUCUUGGACGGGUGGAAUGAUGUCAUUGCAGAUGGUAACUGCGGAUUUCGGGUUGUGGCGGAUGUGUUUCAAAUGGGUGAAGACAACUACGGUUUAGUGCGGCAGUUGAUGUACAGUGAAAUCGCAUCAAACCGAGAUGUGUAUGGCCAUGUGUACGGCGAGGACUUGGAUAGGUCUCUGCAGCGUAUCCGGUGGGGAGGGGGACCUUGCGGUCAAAAUCAUUGGUUCGAUGCGCCACUUGAUCUCUUUGCCGUUGCAAACAUCUACAAGUGUGCAGUCAUGCAUUUCGGCCUUGGUUUACAUAGUCGAGCCUAUUAUCCAUGUACAACGGUUCUGCCCUGGUGUUCGCGCGAGACCGUCACCAGACCGGUAAGGGACGUUGCUAUUGGAUUUCUUGGGCCGUCAUACAGACAUUUUAUCCGAUUAGACAUGUCACCCGAUUUUCCGGUCCCAAAUAUCAUACCGAAGUGGUAUGAAAUUCGUAGAGCAAGCGUGGAGGGUUGGGAUGCUUUGUACCAUGCUCGCGUGCAACAGUGGAACAAUUUAAUUACCAUGUAGUUUUUGUUGAUGUACACCUACCUUUUACUAUGAGGCCUUGUAUUGUCAAUACUAUGUCAUUUCUAUGUGUUCAUUUUUAAAAGAUAAUGUUUCAUUUUAAAAA